CCAGCGUCGGCGGACCAGACGGCUGCGAAGCGGCGCACGCCGUCGCCGGAGAGGCCCGAGUCGGCGUCCAAACGGCCGCGCUCGGACGGCAUUGCCCAGAUCGAGCCGGAGGCCGGCUCCGCACACAAGGGCAAGAAAACCUGGCUGAGCCGGCUGACGAGUGCCGAGGAGGCGGACGGCGGCGCCGGUGAGCCGGCCCACUCGCCCUCGGCGCAGGGGCGGCACGAAGACAGUGCCACGGAUCGUGAGCCGCUGCCCGGCGCUGGCGUCGAACAACGAAAUGGUCAGAACGGCUCCGCGCCCCACGCGGACUCCGCUGAGGAAAAGCCCGGCGACACCGAGGCAGAGCACAGCGAUACCGGGGCCAAACGGAUCAGCACGGACGAAAAACAGGACGGGCGCUGAGGCGCAGCGAGCGGGCAGCAAGGCGGCACGACAGGCGAAGAAGAGGAAGCGGGGCCGGCCACCGAAGGACUCGUCCACCGGCCCACAGCUGAAGCGUCUGCCGUACAGGGUGCUGAAGAAGACGGGCCAGAGCUUCCCGCAGGACCGCUACUGCUGUGAGGACGUGACAUCGCGGCUGCCCAAGUGCCGCGAGUGCCGCGCGGUGCCCGCGCAGCGGCACAAGACGCAGAGCGGCAUCAACUGCCGCUUCACCGCCUUCCGACUGGUUCGCUUCACGCGCAACGGCCGGCUGAACGUGUCCGGCUUCUGCGAGCCGUCGCGGGACGCGUGCGGCGAGAGCGAGCGGCUGUGGCGCGCCGCGCUGGACGGCCGGCCGGCCGGCAUGCAGCCCGAGGAGGCCAAGUUCCUGCUGGCGCACGUCGGCAACCAGUUCUGCGACCUGGUGCGCGACGAGGAGGCGGCGCGCCUCGGCCACCGGGGCGACGACGACACGGUCGCCUGGAAGCGGGUCGUGCAGGGCUUCCGCGAGAUGUGCGACGUGUGCGAUACGACGCUGUUCAACGUGCACUGGGUGUGCUCGCGCUGCGGCUUCGCCGUGUGCGUCGACUGUUACCGCAGCCGUAGCGAGGGCACGGCCAAGGUGUGGGGCGAGCCGGGCGCGGAUCGCGACAAGUCCGGCUGGCUGCUGUGCGGCGUGCGCCAGCACGAGCAGAGCAAGCUGAUGCUGACGCAGAUCGUGACCAGCGACGCGCUGGCCACGCUCAACCGCCAGGUGCAUGAGGCGCGUCUGCUGGCCGGCCUGCCACUCAGCUGCCAGUGCGAUGAGGCGCGCCGGCUGCAGCAGGCCGGCGUGGCCGACGGCGACGCGCCGGGCGCCCCUGCGUCGGCUGACAGCGCGCCGAAACUGGAACCUGGCGCCCUCAAGCUGGAGGGAGGUGGCAAGGUGAAGCUAGAGGAAGGUGCCGGGGCGAAGCUGGAGGGAGAUGGCAUGGUGAAGCUGGAGGGGAACGGCAGGGUGAAGCUGGAGGAGGACGGUCUGGACUGCGCGCGGGGGCAGGAUAACCAGGCCGGCUCCCCGCUCGCCUUCCUGGCCGACGUGGCGCUGUCCGGCUCUAAGAUCAACUCCGACGAGUACAACAGCGACAACAGCGAUAGCGACUCGGAGGAGGAGGCGGGCGGCGGCGGCUCGUCCGCGCUACGGAGACUGCUGGUGCCGGACGCCCAGCCCGAGGAGCCUAAACUGAAGGCCGCCAAGAAGCAGGAGAAGCCCCGGCGCAGCGGAUGGUCCAUGGAGGACACGUUGGAUGAGGUGCUGGACAAGGUGUCGGCGCGCUACGCGGCUGCCCGGCCGGCCGGGCCGUCGGCCGGCGCGCCAGAGCUGCGCCACUUCGUGCGCCGCUGCGCCAGCAAGCGCGGCCUGCGCGAACGGCUGCCGAUCCGGAUCAUGACGCUUAGCGAGUCGACGCGACUGUACCCGGCCGUGCGCCACUCGUGGCUCUGCGACGGCAAGCUGCUGCGCCUGCACGACACGACCGCGCCGGACGGCGUGCGCCUCUUCCGCGACCAGUGGAAGCGCGGCCAGCCGGUGCUCUGCUCGGGCAUCGGCGGCGGCCUGGACCGCUCCAUCUGGUCGGUGGACGCCUUCAUCCGCGACUUCGGCGACGUGCGUAACGACCUCAUUAACUGCAAGACGGGCAACAUCGUGCCCAACCAGCCGAUGCGCCGCUUUUGGGAGGGCUUCGAGUGCGUGUCGCGCCGGCUGCGCGACGACAAGGGUCAGCCGAUGAUCCUCAAGCUGAAGGACUGGCCGCCGGGUGACGACUUCGCGGACAUGAUGCCGGACCGCUUCAGCGACCUGAUGUCGGUGCUGCCGAUGACAGACUACACGCGCCGCGACGGCCGACUCAACCUGGCCUCGUGCCUGCCCGACUGCUUCGUGCGGCCCGACCUGGGGCCCAAGAUGUACAUCGCGUACGGCUGCGCGCUUCACCCGAGCAAGGCGUCCACCAACCUGCACCUGGACGUGUCGGACGCCGUCAACAUCAUGGUGCACGUGGGCAUCCCGCCGGACGGCGACGCCGACAACGCCGAGGCGCUGCGCGCCAUCGACGAGGCCGGCUGUGACCAGCUGACCAAGCGGCGGGUGAAGGACGAGCUGCCGGGGGCCCUGUGGCACAUCUACCACGCGGCCGACGCCGACAAGAUCCGUGACCUCCUCAAUAAGAUCGCCAUCGAGCGCGGUGACCAGCUGGAGCCGCACCACGAUCCGAUCCACGACCAGAGCUGGUACCUGGACGGCCCGCUGCGCUGCCGCCUCUACGAGGAGUACGGCGUCGAGGGCUACCCGAUCGUGCAGUGCGCCGGCGACGCCGUCUUCAUUCCGGCCGGCGCGCCGCACCAGGUGCGCAACCUGCACUCGUGCAUCAAGGUGGCCGAGGACUUUGUGUCGCCCGAGAAUAUCGGCCACUGCUUCGACCUGACGCAGGAGUUCCGCUCGCUCUCCGAGACGCACUCCAACCACGAGGACAAGUUGCAAAUCAAGAACAUCAUCUACCACGCCAUGAAGGACGCCGUCUCGUGCCUGCUGGGUCGGCCGGCGGCGGCCGAGGCCGAGUAAAGCGCUCGGUCGAUCUCAGGCUGCGGUUCGGCCGGGGCGGGACCGAGACGCUCCGCCCCGGUCGGCGAGAACGAGAGGGAGACCCGGCCGCCGCCUGCCGCCGCCCCUGCCAGCUACACUGCCACGGACGUCCCGACGGCGAGCGCGCCGCCGCCCAGAGCCGGGCUGGGCGGAGGGAGCCGGUGCCGCCGGUGCAGCGCUGGCCGAGGCCGGGCAGAUCGCCGGCUCGGUGCAGGCUUGCUGUGACGCCCCGCUGUCGGCGCCGACUGGGCGAGCCUCCGCCCUCGCGCCGAGCCGGGCACGCUUGUCAGCACCAGCGCCUACUCGUCACAGCUAGUCGUGUGCGUCUUCUGAGUGAGCUGACAACGCCGGCAUGCCAGACUGGACGCACCAGCUGAGUGCGAACAGCGCGUCCUGCACCGGUGUAAGCUUUGGCACCCGUAUGGAAAAGUUUGUGUUUUUUUUCUCUUCGUUUGUAUCGUUUGUCUUUCAGUGCGCGUUUGUUGUAAAUUGAGGCGAGGAUUCGGUCCCGCCGUCCAGGACAUUUGAGCGCUCUUUUGUAGACAGAUUACCUCAGCCUCGGUAAAACUUGCUUUCCUUGUCAGCCGGCGGGCUCGCAUACUUCGCGUGCUGUGGGGCUCGCUAUCCGGAGAUAGUUCAAAAGCGUGUCCUAUAGCUUUUCACGCCUGCUUAUGGCUAGUUUGUACUUGCUUAUGAAGCCUAUAAUGGACGGGUAGCCCACGGCUCCUGUAGUAUCACCGGGUCGCCCACAGUUACCUUUCAAUAUAAAACUGCCGAUG
Pollicipes pollicipes is the source of this 3822-nucleotide messenger RNA. RefSeq names its product lysine-specific demethylase 3A-like. The record is from RefSeq and is a predicted model, not a curated record. Gene Ontology annotation, molecular function: chromatin DNA binding; histone H3K9 demethylase activity; transcription coregulator activity. Gene Ontology annotation, cellular component: chromatin; histone deacetylase complex. Gene Ontology annotation, biological process: regulation of transcription by RNA polymerase II. Lineage: Eukaryota; Metazoa; Arthropoda; Thecostraca; Pollicipedomorpha; Pollicipedidae.